GAAAUCGUUUUGGUUUCGCACAUCCAGGGAGAUAAUUUGGCGAAAAUGCUGAAGAAUGAUCGAUGUUGGCGAUGUGAUGUUUCUUGUAAGUCACCUACUCCGAAAGUGUGCUGCAGUAGAUGCGAAGUAGCUUAUUACUGCAGCGAAACUUGCAAGAACAGGGAUCUGUUUCGACAUCAAGUGGACUGCCAAGCUGCCACCUUAAAGAGGACAUGUUCCGGAUGCAGCAAGGAAAGCAGCCGAUUGAAACAGUGUGGUAGCUGCCUGCAAGCUUGGUAUUGCAAUCAGGCUUGCCUAAAGAAAUCCUGGCCCGCACACAAAGCAUCCUGUCAAAAAAUGACGAGAAAUACAAGAGAAAUGUCUUUAAACAUCAAGAAACACCACGACCUUGUAGAGUUUUCGCCUGGCACUGCAACAGUUUACUACUGGGGUAACAUUCCUGCACAAGAUCUUAUAAAAUUCCCACUGAACGAAGGUUCUGAGUAUUCAAAGCCUAUCUCAGUCCUUGCAUGUGGCGUUGGUGACCCACGCAAUAUCGUAUUGUCCGUCUCGAAGCUUCCAGAAGUUUAUCAAGAAGAGCUGACCUUUGUCUUGAAUGACAUCUGCGCCUGUACACUGGCCAGAACGAUACUUUUACUCUAUAUGAUAUUCAAAGGUAAGGUAUAUGAUUACAUCAAUUAGAGUCACAAAUCAGUUAAUCAAGGAAAUCGAAUUGUGCAUCAGCAGAUCAGUUUUAAAAAAUGGAUCAGGGUCUUGUAGAACACCAUGGGACUAAAAUUGGGACUGUAUAAUCAGGGCCUGCUUACAUGAAGGUGGGAGAUCCCAAGUAACUGAGGAAGCCCACCGAGCCGUGGGCGUUUACAUACAACUAACAACCCUGCAUAGGAUCCCGGGAUAAGGUUGUUGGCAAAUGUAAUAUGAACGCGACCCCGGCUAGGUGGGUUACUCCACCUUGAGACGUUUACAUAGCAAAUUGCGACCCCGGCUGACAGGGUUACCCUAUCCAGCAGACCGGGCAACCCUCAGCUGAAUCCACUUAUCAUAUUAAAGGGAUCAAGAUGAAAUAAAAGAUUAUAUGCACAGGCGAGUUACCCCGCCCUAGCGGGUUACCUCACCUACCUGGGGUCCCCCACCUCCAUGUAAACAGGCCCUGAUGCUGGAGGGAGAAUUUUGUAACCAGAAAGAUGUAGGGCUGGAUCUUUUGUAUGCUUGUGGAAUGUUAACAACCCAGUUACCAUGACCAAGACUGACGCUUUCAUCAACCAAUUUCCAGACGGGCCUCAUGUUACGAUUCAUUUCUUUAUUUUACAGCGCUGAUCGAGCAACAUAUGUUGUCAAAGGGUGUCCAUUUAAAAAACAAUAAUACAAUGUCUACUAAAUGAUUAGAUUUUUUAUUCAAGAAAUGCUGGCAUCUCCCGGUGCAAUGAAGAUUCAGAACUCAGUUUCAAAAUUCCCUCACAAUUUGGAUCACUACAGACAAUAGGGAUCUGAAUAAGUGUAGAAAGCAAAGGUUAAUAUUUCAUUUUGUUGUUGUUGUUUUUUUUUUCUUCUAUAGGCGGAGAAGAAGCUGCAAGUUCCGUGACGCAGAUUUGGUAUUCACUGCGUCUCAGCGAAGAUGACUAUAAGCUGGUCAUCAAUGCCCUGGAAGAGCUGAUCCAAACGUCCAGCCUUGAAGAGCUGACAGGAGACACCAUGAGGAUGGAGCAAAACCAACUUAAAGAGGUCACACACGUGUGGCGCACUUGGCUGAACCUUAGCUCACGGAAGGAAAAAUGGAUAUCAGAAGCUCGACGUAGGCGCUUUGACAACCCCCAAGCGAAGGAAGGUAUGAAACUGUACUUGGCCGAAAUCCCGAAAGAGCAUAAAAAGUCUGCAUCAGAUUGGUUUGCCAACGGGAUCCUGUCGUCCAAGGAAUCAAGAGGCGCACUUUUUUUUGAAAAUUUCACUUUGACAGGCUCUGACUAUCAGAACAGUCGUAAUAGAGGCCCAUUUUCUUACAUCAUUCAGUCUUCUGUCUCUCCCUUCUUAUCAUGGGAUUACAACGAUGUCUGCCGUGUGAGCAGAGCACCAUCAAUUCUGAAAAUGUACAGUGAGUAUGUUGGUCAAGUGCUCAAGAAAUGCUCUGUGAGGUUGGCGACAAGGCAAGUGAAAUUUCACUUCCUGUUGUGCAACUGUAUGGAGAUAACUCCAUUCCUUCCACCAGACCGGAAGUAUGAUCGAGUGACAACCUCAAACAUCGCUGACUUUGUACCACUGGGGACACUUCUGGACACGUUGUUACCUCACAUGAAUCUCAAUAACCCUUUAUCAGUCAUCAUCACCGAAUUUCAGAACUGGGUCCAGUUUACAGAUUGGCAAUUCAGGGCUGCCAAAUUUGCAUGCGACUUGACACGAGGAGACAACUUUCGCAAGAAAGUCCUUGAAGACACCAAAAGUCAUGCCAUCGCCUAUUCCGACGCGAGACAGGCUUUCGUCGAGUACCAAGACCACAGUGUAGAGUUCAUCACCUUCCUCCGAGCUGCUUUAGUGGCUUCUGAGGUCCAUUUCCAGAGUAAUCGCAAGCAAACGUGGUCCUCAGUGGCUGAUUAUAACGGGUUAAUAGUCCGCAACUUCCUCCGCUGCCAAAAUCGCGUGUUUCCUGCUAAGUGGCUGUUAAACUGUCGCCGAGUGACCAUGUUAAAUGGGUUUGAAAGAGCCGUAGAAUGGAUAGUCAAACCGAGCUGA
Molecule: messenger RNA, 2724 nt
Organism: Pocillopora meandrina
Lineage: Eukaryota; Metazoa; Cnidaria; Anthozoa; Scleractinia; Pocilloporidae
Source: the annotation of a GenBank genome assembly